This is a messenger RNA of Aspergillus versicolor CBS 583.65, 2512 nucleotides long. RefSeq names its product mannosyltransferase complex subunit MNN9. Gene Ontology annotation, molecular function: alpha-1,6-mannosyltransferase activity. NCBI's taxonomy places the organism in Eukaryota, Fungi, Ascomycota, Eurotiomycetes, Eurotiales, Aspergillaceae. The record is from RefSeq and is a predicted model, not a curated record. Gene Ontology annotation, biological process: protein N-linked glycosylation; cell wall mannoprotein biosynthetic process. The transcript has 6 exons. Bases 1 to 2154 code for a protein of 717 amino acids. Gene Ontology annotation, cellular component: mannan polymerase complex.
AUGUCGUCUUCCGCGGCGCCCGUACCGAGUUCAACAACAAGCGCAGUGGACGCGUCCGGCUCGUCGCAGAACCUCGCCAAAGCUCCCCCGCCCACGGCCGAUUCCAAGCGCAAUUACAAGGGAUUUGUGGCUGGUGUGUUUUCGGGGAUUGCGAAGUUGAGUGGUGAGUUCGAUACGGUUAAAGUGCGGCUACAAACGAGCAAAGAUGGACAUUUCAGGGGGCCGUUGGAUUGCGUGAUGCAGACGGUUAGAAAGGAGGGUGUCUCUGGAUUAUACAAGGGGGCUACGCCGCCUUUAGUUGGAUGGAUGGUCAUGGACUCAGUGAUGCUCGGUUCUUUAACGUUAUACCGCCGCCUGCUUCUCGAGAAUGUUUUCUCGAGGCCGUCAAUACGUGCUAUAACCCCGUUUGCUAAAUACCAGCCGGACCCCCAUGCGCUGCCUAGUUUUGGACACGGGAUUGCGGGUAUUAUGGCUGGUACGACAGUUAGUUUUAUCGCUGCACCCGUUGAGCACGUCAAGGCUCGGCUUCAGAUUCAGUAUGCGGCGGAUAAGUCGAAGCGGCUGUAUAGCGGGCCGAUAGAUUGCAUUCGCAGACUUAUGGGUACCCAUGGGAUCACAGGCCUUUAUCGCGGCCUCUGCGCAACAAUUCUAUUCCGCUCGUUCUUCUUCUUCUGGUGGGGUUCCUACGAUGUCCUAACACGGAUGAUGAAGGAGCGCACAAGCCUCUCAGCACCAGCGAUCAACUUCUGGGCCGGUGGUAUCUCUGCCCAGAUAUUCUGGAUAACGUCGUAUCCCUCGGAUGUGGUGAAACAGCGCCUGAUGACGGAUCCAAUGGGCGGUGCACUCGGUGACGGGCAAAGGAGGUUCCGGUGGUGGAAGGACGCCGCGGUGGCGGUUUAUCGGGAGCGUGGGUGGAGAGGAUACUGGAGGGGCUUUGUGCCAUGCUUUUUGCGAGCAUUCCCGGCGAAUGCGAUGGCGUUGGUUGCAUUUGAGGGUGUGAUGCGCUGGUUACCAUAUAUGGCCGUUGCGCGCACCAUGCGGCGCACCAGUCCAAUUACGAUCAUACUCGCCUGCUUUUUGGCGUUCGGCUUCCUCUGCUUUUUGCUCUCCUCGCCAUCGCCGCCGGCCUCAUCCUCACCUCCGCCCACCGCCGACUCAAGGCUCGAAGACACAGCAGAACACCCUCUCUCUCCUCCAACAAAACCCUUUAUCCCACAACCAGUCUACAAAGAUGGCCGCCAGCCGCCUCCCCCGGUCGUCAAGUACAACCUCAAUAGCCUCACCACUAGCAGCGACGCAACUAGCAAGGGCGAGCGCGUGCUCAUUCUCACCCCCCUCGCCCGCUUCUACCAAGGAUACUGGGACAACGUCGAGAAACUUACAUACCCACACGAGCUCAUCUCGCUGGGGUUCAUAGUACCACACACAAAAGAAGGAAACGCCGCGGUGGCAGCGCUUGAAAAGGCCAUCAGCAAGACUCAAACGGGUGCAGUAUCCAACCGCUUCGCAAGUAUCUCUAUCCUCCGGCAAGACUUCGACCCGCCGCUCCAAUCGCAGGACGAAAAGGAGCGCCACAAGCUUGCGAACCAGAAAGCUCGCCGCGAGUCCAUGUCCCGCGCCCGUAACAGCCUCGUCUUCACCACCCUUGGUCCAAGCACCUCCUGGGUCCUCUGGUUGGACUCCGACAUCGUCGAAUCCCCACCAACCCUCAUACAAGACCUAACCUCUCACAAUCGCCCUGUUAUCGUGGCCAAUUGCUUCCAGCGGUACUACAACAACGAUAAUAAAAGGCAGGAGGUCCGCCCUUACGAUUUCAAUUCCUGGAUUGAUUCGCCGACGGCCCAGGCUCUCGGCGAUUCAAUGGACCCCGACGAUAUUCUGCUCGAGGGAUAUGCCGAGCUCCCUACAUACCGCAGCCUUAUGGCCCACAUGGCCGAUACAAAGAACCCGCGCCCAACCCGCGUUAUCGAUCUCGACGGUGUCGGUGGCACCGCCCUCAUGGUUAAGGCGGAUGUUCACCGCGAUGGCGCAAUGUUCCCGCCGUUCCCGUUCUUCCAUCUCGUCGAGACGGAGGGGUUCGCCCGUAUGGCGAAACGCCUAGGGUAUAGCGUGUAUGGGCUGCCAGAUUAUUUUGUAUACCAUUAUAACGAGUGAUGCUUUCUCUCUAUAUUUAUUUAUUUCCGCUUCUCGGAUUUAAAAUAAUGCUUGUGCUUGCUUGUAUUUUACUAUGUACCAAGGUUAAUGUGGCUACCUACUUAUAGAAUGGAACGGAUUGGAUCAGGUAUGGUUGCAUAUGGUCGGUGGCAUGCAUGCAUCCCGCGCGCCGUGCGCAGGCUGGGAUUUUUUGAACCCUUUUUUCCUUUUCUAUACUAGGGUUUUCCAUAUUGGUUCUUUUUACCAAUAUGCUUGGUUGUUGUUAGGUACGGUUUGGUUGCACUAGGCGUUUGCAAAGUGAAAUAGUAUAAUUCAUAUAUUUUAUAAUCUAGCGGUGUUACCUGGUGGUACAGUUGCU